Messenger RNA from Dissoconium aciculare CBS 342.82, 1145 nucleotides. RefSeq lists its product as uncharacterized. NCBI's taxonomy places the organism in Eukaryota, Fungi, Ascomycota, Dothideomycetes, Mycosphaerellales, Dissoconiaceae. The record is from RefSeq and is a predicted model, not a curated record. Bases 115 to 960 code for a protein of 281 amino acids. The transcript has a single exon.
GAGGUCUUGGCGCCGCCCGCCCGCCCCGGAAACGCGACCGUCCAUGCCAUCCUAAUGAGAUAUUUCUUUCUUUUUUCGUCUCCCCUCGCUGAUGGUGAUCGAUUGAUUGGAUGAAUGAAGGAUGGAGGGAGGGGACGGGGUUGGGAAAACCUCAGGCGAUUUCCGGCGACGUCGAUACUCGAUCACAUACUCCACUUGUCAUACCCCAUCGCCGUCGUCGUCGUCGUCGUCGUCGUCGUCGCGUCCCGUCCGACCCUCCCUCGUCUUCGGGCACCGAUCCUGCGAAAAAAAACCCCCCAGCAGACGAACGGGAAGGAGAAGGAGAGGAAAGAACUGGGAAUGGUACUGUCGUCCAUCAUCCGCCGAUCGGGUUUCGUUCCCGAAAUCUUCCCAAAAAUGAUCGAUCUCCUGUGUUUUCACAUAGGACCUCACCUCAUCCGUAGCCUCUCUCAUCGCUGUGCUCGUACUGGGCGAUCCCCCUCCCGCGUCUCUCUCUGCCCCCCUCGUAGACGCGAGUUUCGAUGGGAAAAAGCCACGCGAGCUUCCUGCAUGCUGUUGUACAUGGAACAGAUCUCGGGGGGCGUCAUUUCAUUUCAUGGCGUGGGCAUGUGGCAUGUGGCAUGGGCGUGGCGGACUGCCAAGGGCGAUGGUCCAUGUCGAUCAUUUGCCCGAAAUGGAUUGACGACUUUCCUGUCUGGCGAUAUCACAUGGUUGACGUCGGAGCGAGAGGGCCCUGCUGGUGGGGCACUACUACUGUUGUACUACUACUCCUACUACUACUGUUGGUGCUGCUGCUGCUGCUGCUGCUACGACAGGACCCAAUUGACCGACCGUAUGUCUAUGCCGCACUACACUGCCCAUGUACGCUGUAGUAUGCCCGGGCGAGGUGAUCAGUCCAUGCACGCGACGGAGGUGGAAGUCUUAAUAUCCAUUAAUCUCCAUGCCCUGAUAGGUAGAUAACACGAUGGACACCGUCGUCGCCGUUGUGAUCAUGCCCGGGCGGUGGCCUCCCCCAGCCAUCUAAACAUCAUGGCCACGCGAUGGCGACGACGACGACGACGCUAGACAUGCCCACGCGACGGAUUGGCCUCCCGCCGGCCUCCUCCUCAGAGGAUUCUCUCCAGUGCGCGGGACAGGACAUAUGU